Messenger RNA from Eupeodes corollae, 2780 nucleotides. It is a transcript of the gene Rox8, whose product is annotated as nucleolysin TIAR. The record is from RefSeq and is a predicted model, not a curated record. Bases 793 to 2067 code for a protein of 424 amino acids. The transcript has 5 exons. NCBI's taxonomy places the organism in Eukaryota, Metazoa, Arthropoda, Insecta, Diptera, Syrphidae. Gene Ontology annotation, molecular function: RNA binding.
UAGUGGUAGUCUUGUGUCUCUUCUCUUGCCUUGGUCUUCCCUCAUAAAUGCAAGAGCUGUGACUUCUUUUCUAUCGUUUUCAACUUUAAUUAUUUUUUAAAUAUAAAAAUACUGAAAAUUAUUUGAUUAAAUUGUGCCGAAAUGAUUAAUCAUUUCCACAAAAUCAUUUUCAUUUACCAAGUGAAUCGCAAUAAUUGUGAAUUUAGUCCGUUUCCGUAGUUGGGUAGUAGUUUUGAGUGUGCAUCAUUUAUUCUUGAAGAAGCAAGUGAGGCCGAGGCGACAAUCGACAACGACUACGACCGACAACCGACGACGACGUCGACAUUGAACGUAAGAAGCCCGUCGUGUGGUGGUUGGCUGUGAACCCGUUCUGAGAAAGUUUUAUGUGAUCUAUCAUCAUCGUCAUCGUUUACAAUUUUUUUUAUUUUAGUGAAGAAAAACGUCGAUUAUUAUUAUCAAUCCCGCGGAACAAUAUUUGUUAAAAUAUUUAUUUAAUUAUAUUUAACACAGCGACGCGCUGCUGCAUUCUAUAGCUAGUUUAAUUUAUAUACAUAUAAUUUAUAUAGAAUUUAUCAUAAUUAAAAAAUAAAAACCAGAAAUUAUUUCGCGAGAUUCAAAAGAAAGUAGAUGACUUAGCAAAAGGAGCAAAACAUUAUAAGUCCAUCAUACAAGCAAUUGAAUAGAAGCUAUCACCCAAGUGUGUAGCACUAUCACCCUAAACACUAACUCCUAACGUUAGUUAAGUAGAAAGGACACGAAUUUGCACUGCUGCUGCUGCUUUCCGAACAAAAAAUGGACGAAUCACACCCAAAAACUCUGUAUGUGGGCAAUUUGGACUCUUCGGUGUCUGAAGAUCUUCUGGUUGCCCUAUUCGGACAAAUGGGACCAGUUAAAAGUUGUAAAAUAAUCCGGGAGCCCGGCAACGAUCCGUAUGCAUUCAUCGAAUAUACAACUUAUCAAUCGGCUGCAACAGCAUUGACUGCUAUGAAUAAACGAUUAUUCCUCGAAAAGGAAAUAAAGGUUAAUUGGGCAACAAGUCCAGGCAAUCAGCCAAAGACAGAUAUUAGUUCACAUUAUCACAUAUUCGUUGGUGAUCUUAGUCCAGAAAUCGAAACAGAGACUUUACGUGAGGCAUUCGCACCGUUUGGCGAAAUAUCGAACUGUCGAAUUGUUCGCGAUCCCCAAACAAUGAAGUCCAAGGGAUAUGCUUUUGUUUCAUUUGUUAAAAAAGCAGAAGCAGAAACCGCGAUACAAACAAUGAAUGGCCAAUGGAUUGGAUCGCGAUCGAUCCGAACGAAUUGGUCAACAAGAAAACUACCACCGCCCCGUGAGUCGACUAAAAUCGGUGCAAAUAAGUCCGCUAGUCGGCAGACAUUCGAAGAUGUAUACAAUCAAUCUAGCCCUACAAAUACGACAGUCUACUGUGGUGGAUUCCCGCCGAACGUUAUUAGCGAUGAGCUAAUGCACAAACAUUUUAUGCAAUUCGGUCAAAUACAAGAUGUACGAGUGUUCAAGGACAAGGGAUAUGCGUUCAUUAAAUUUAUGACAAAAGAGUCCGCGACUCGUGCUAUUGAACACACACACAACACCGAAGUACAUGGCAAUCAAGUGAAAUGCUUCUGGGGCAAAGAAAAUGGCGGUGACAAUUCAAUGAAUGCUACAGGUGCUGCGAUUAUAGGCCCUGGAGGUGUACCAUCGCAGCAAGCAACACUACCAGGUCAGGUUAUUACACCACAAGCUGCUGCCCAAUAUCCAUAUGCGGCAGCGUACCAACAAAUGGGUUACUGGUACCCACCAGCGGGAUACCCAGCUCAAAUGCAAACUCAAUACAUGCAGCAAGGAUAUUAUCCAUAUGCCUAUGCAGCCAGCGCUCAACAAGGAGAUGUACUUACUUUAAAUGAUCUAAUUUUAGCAUCUUAUCGCAUGGUACAGCCAAAUGUCGCAUGGGGUGUUCCAGGUGCAGUAGUACCAGGGGUGACUGCGGCUGCGUCGGCAGCAGCCGCAAACGGUAGUCUUGGACCUCAAAUGAUGUACAGUGCCGCAAUGCCACAAUAUCAAACGCAAUGAGAUUGAGAUGAUAGGAUCAACAUCAAUAGCUGCCGCCCGAGCAGCAGCAGUUUAUCCUCAUCCUCGUCAUCAUCAUCAUCUGUUAUUCCUGGAUUGGAUGCGUGCAUAACAGAAAUUCACUCAUUCUAUUCCAAUAAUAAUAAUGAGCAAACAAUUCCAACAACAAUUACAAACAUAUUGAAAUUUCCCUAUACAUAGCAUCAAAUAUAACAAAAAAAAAAUACUUUUUGAUCUUACACAAACACAAACACACCUACACAAACACACACACACAUACACAUUACAUUUCCUAAAACAAACAAACAAACAAAACAACAACAAAAUACAUUCUGCUACCACUCACCCACACAAAACAAAGAAAAAAACAAAAUCUGAUGUGCGCCGCCAAGCCGCCCAAACCAUAGAAGUUUAAGGUCGUUAUUAAUGAAAAUUUUUAAAUUAUAAUUCAAAACUAAAAGAAAAACAAAACAAAGAAUAUAAAAAUAAAAAUGCAAAACGAAUAUGUAAUUUAUAAUGAAACAAAGGAAAAACAAAAAAAAAACAAAAGGAAGUAUAACACGGUGUAACGUAAACCAAUAUUGCAAAAUAUUGAAAGAGAUGAUAAUGUAAAAUACAAAUAAAAUAAAACAUAUUUUUUAAUGGUUUUUGAUUAUAAAGGAAUGUAAAACCAGAACAAAAUAUAGAUUUAAAAAAAAAUAAAUAAUUUAAUUAAA